GCGUCAUACGUAUCACGUAAGGACACGUCCCAAACAGGGAUAUAUCAAUAUAUAUUCAACCCCUAAAUUCUUUUAGUUAGUUAGUCUACCGCUACCAGCAGUAAAACGGCUUCUCCUACCUUUUUGCUACCAAGAUUGGUGCAAGCGUAAACCAAAACUUCAGGAUGUUUUUCGCUGGGUGUCCCGUACUGCUGGCCUUAGCGCUCCUAGUCAGUCCACUCCAGGGCUGUAGUGAAGCCAACUGGCAGAUCAGUUUUGAUAAAGAAGGCUAUUCAACUUGCAAUAGCAAGAAUGAUUACAUAAACGGUCUUUACCGGAACAACAACGCGGGGGGCAAUGAUGGCAUUCACCUCAUUGAAAAAGCUCGUUGCUGCCCUAUACCAUACCCUUUUUGGUACCAGCCAACCGACUGCGUUAUUGCAGACUGGGUUCACAGUCUUGAUAACAACUAUCGCUGGAGUACAUGUCCAGGCGGUCACUUCUUGCAGGGUCUUUACCGAAGUGGUGAUAAAUGGCUGCAUAACAUCGAGUACGGCAAGUGCUGCAAACCCGCCAACCAUCCGCACUGGUGGGGGCACUGCUACAACCAGGAUGUGGGAAGAAGCUUCGACAAUGUGGGGACUAGCAAAUGCAAUGAUGGCUACUUCAUGACGGGCGUAUAUCGGGGCAGCUGCAAUAAGCUUUAUUGCAUUGAAUCGUUCAAAUGCUGUAAAAUGGUUAAUAGCCCACCAGCCUUGACAUCACUAUCAGAGGUCAAGACGCGUGUAAUGGACACAGCAAUGAAUCCUCUUGCUCGGCUUGCUAACUACCUCGGCUACGGAUGGUGCGCUAGCUGCCGCGCCCAGUGGGUGGGAGAGGACUUUAGACGAAACGGAGACAGCUGGGAGGCGGACAAGAAAGGACCGUGCAACGGCUACAAGGGCCACCAUCGUCUCAAGAUGCACUUUGGCAAUUUCAAAUUUGGAAUCAAGAGAAUCAAAUACGGCAAUCUAGUGAUUCAGUCAAUGAAGCCCGAGGUGUACUACUCUGGUACCGUCAGAAACAAUGACCCUACGCCCCUUAUACACAAAGUGGAGCGUGAAGUCCGUGACGUACGCACUGUCACUCACACUACCACUAGCUCGUGGAAAGCAUCGCACGAGCUUGGUGUUGAAAUCAGCUAUACCCCCCCAGGAGCCACCGGUGGAUUUGGUGGUAAGGUCUCGUAUAAAUUCAACUACGAGUCCUCAUCAACGACCACCGAUACUAACACAAACACGCAGUGGUUCAUCGACAAAGUGAUGUCUGAAAAGACACUGGCUCCUUACACGGCGGCCGAGUACCGCAUAAUGUUGACCAGGACAAGGAUCACUGUGCCGUACACCGCCACCAUCAUCGCACACUUCUCCGCAGAGCUGGACGGAUUCCUGAGGUGGGGAGGAGGAUACAACGGGGACUCUACCAACUACCACUAUCAGCACCGCGGCAGUAAAAGAAGAUCAACCGUUAAGUACCGAUUUGGUGACGCAUCAACUCCAUUGUACCAGGACCUGAAGGAUAAGAGUAGCCGCAACAUACGUCCAUGGCAAUGGCACGACAUGACCUCCCGGUACCAGUACGCACAAAGCCUGAUCAACCAGUUAGCCGACGAGCGGUUGUACGAGUUCACCCUGACCGGUCAGUUUGAGGACGUGGUCGGCCAAGACGCCUCUGUUCUGUGGAAGACAGUCUCUCUCAAUGGCAAACGAAGGGUGGAGGAGGUUUUUCCUACUGACAACACAGAGGACCCACCAAGAGUCUUCCCCAAGCCCCCCACGGUCGUUCUGACUCCUGGAAAACGUCCUGAGAUUCCAGAGGACGUGAAGGGGUCUAAAACGGCAUAAUUUACGUCUAAAGAUGAAUUGCUGCAUUGCCCUAAUUAGUAUGCAGCAUCGUUUUUUAUGCUAUACAUGAGAUAUGAAUAAAAAUGAACAUUGGAA
Messenger RNA from Nematostella vectensis (starlet sea anemone), 1958 nucleotides. Its product is annotated as aerolysin. The coding region runs from base 165 to 1862 and encodes 565 amino acids. The transcript has 6 exons. Gene Ontology annotation, cellular component: extracellular region. Lineage: Eukaryota; Metazoa; Cnidaria; Anthozoa; Actiniaria; Edwardsiidae. The record is from RefSeq and is a predicted model, not a curated record.